AUGGCAUCAGAUCUCCCAUGUCACCAUCGGGCUUUGGUCCUCGAGGCCGUUGGAGCUGGUUUCGAAACCAAAAAGAUUCCAAUGCCCAGCCUGGAUGCAGGAAGCGCCAUUGUCCAAGUUCUUUCGGCGGGAGUCCGGUCGUAUCAUCGCGAAAUUUAUAACGGCCAGCGCCAUUACAAUUUUCCCAAACUCAUCGUCGGCGGCAUCAGCGCGAUCGCACGCAUCGCGGCGGUGGGACCUGAUGCGGUAGCUUUGCAUGCUGGGCAGCUCGUUUUCGCUGACUGCAAGAUACAUGCACGAGACGACCCAGAUAGCUUGUUUGUGACGGCAAUCCACGAAGGUAUGAACGACCGGAGUAAGAAGUUGAUUACAGACGUAUGGCGGGAUGGAGUAUUCGCCCAGUACGCCAAAAUACCUCUGGAGAACUGCAUUCCACUCGACGAAACAAAGCUGUGCAGGCAGUUGGGAUACACCACCAAUGAUCUGAUGGAUAUCAAGCUGGAGCCUGGUGAAACGGUUGUGGUAUGUCCUGCGACAGGUGGUUUUGGCGGGGCGGGUGUUCAAGUUGCCGUGGCCAUGGGUGCACGAGUGAUUGCAAUGGGACGCGAUGAGGAGGAGUUGGCUAGAUUGAGUGCACAUAUCAAGAGCGGAACACCUCGCGCAAGCAUCGAAACCGUGAAGUUGACGGGGGAUCUGGAGACCGACACGGUAGCACUUCAAGCCUUUGGCACCAUUGACGCUGUGAUUGAUUUCACUCCACCUUUUGCAUGCAAAUCCACGCAUCUGAAGAGUGCGGUCGAGGAUGUCAUCGAUUAUAAGGUCAUGGCUCUCAACAUUACCUUGAAAGGCAAGCUAAUGUACGAGAGAGAGGACGUGGUAUUGUUUGUCAAAAUGUUGGAGAGUGGUUUGUUCCCGAGAGGAAAAGACUUUGCGGAUGUCAAGGCGUUCGCCAUGGAAGACUGGAAUGAGGCCCUCGAUACAGCUGCUGAGCAUAUUGGGAUCGGAAAGGUCGUGGUGAUUGAGCCCUGGUCCUAG
Cladophialophora psammophila CBS 110553 is the source of this 1035-nucleotide messenger RNA. RefSeq lists its product as uncharacterized. Bases 1 to 1035 code for a protein of 344 amino acids. Gene Ontology annotation, molecular function: oxidoreductase activity. The transcript has 3 exons. Gene Ontology annotation, cellular component: mitochondrion. The record is from RefSeq and is a predicted model, not a curated record. NCBI's taxonomy places the organism in Eukaryota, Fungi, Ascomycota, Eurotiomycetes, Chaetothyriales, Herpotrichiellaceae.